AUGUCUCUGGAAGAUUUUUUCAAUAAGAAAAGUAAGAAGAAGACCAAGAAGACAAUCAAUGCACAGGAGCUUUUUGAGCAAAUUACUGAUGGGCCUCUUCGACAAAAGUCUGACCUGGAGAAAAAUGCGGAUGAGAUGGUCGUUGCAAACUCUGAGGACGUUGGUGAAUGGGAGCCCAUUGUCAACGAUGAUAUUGAGCUAGAUUUUUCAAACAUCCGUAUCAAUGACUUGGCGACGGUAAAAGUGGAGGAGGAGCAAGCUGCCGCGAACAAUGUUAACCCUACUAGCAAAUCGGAUGAUUCUAAGGUCGUUUGGGGAGGGAAGUUUAGAAAAGAGGAACCUGAAAAAGUUGAAGAAAAGGCAACAAAAUCUGGUGUAUAUGUGCCUCUUCCUCUACGGUCUGGUGGAUCAAGUGCACAUGCCCUACCUAAUUUGGAGAGUGUGGAGGAGUUUCCAACUCUCGACGCCGCAGCUCAGGAAAAAUCAAAAAAGAAUAUUUUGAUUGAGGUUCCUGACAAUUCAUGGGUUGAAGUGAGCAGGAGUACCGUGUCUCGUCGUAGAGAUGGCCCCACAUUUUUUGGUACUUUCAAUGCUUCUUCGAACUCUUAUCGAGAUAAUACGCCGUCAAAUAAGUAUUCAUCAUCUGGAUUCCGUGAUAAUUACUCAUCUCGUGUUGGCGGUUCGCUAUCGCCGGGUGUUUGGGCUCGUGGUGAGGCUCUUAAGAAUAGGCCAGCUAAUUCUGCUGAUCCCUCAAUUUCGUCAAAAUCGAGUUCAUGGGAACGCAAAAAUACGUCUAAGUAA
Molecule: messenger RNA, 801 nt
Organism: Echinococcus granulosus
Lineage: Eukaryota; Metazoa; Platyhelminthes; Cestoda; Cyclophyllidea; Taeniidae
Exons: 2
Coding region: 1-801 (266 amino acids)
Cellular component (GO): cytoplasm
Source: RefSeq, a predicted model, not a curated record